Molecule: messenger RNA, 2535 nt
Organism: Colletotrichum gloeosporioides
Lineage: Eukaryota; Fungi; Ascomycota; Sordariomycetes; Glomerellales; Glomerellaceae
Product: Low specificity L-threonine aldolase
Exons: 5
Coding region: 1-2535 (844 amino acids)
Biological process (GO): regulation of DNA-templated transcription; L-threonine catabolic process; glycine biosynthetic process
Cellular component (GO): cytosol
Molecular function (GO): L-allo-threonine aldolase activity; DNA-binding transcription factor activity
Source: RefSeq, a predicted model, not a curated record
AUGCCAAGGAAAGCGACCACCGCCAUGGGUCACAACGAGCCUCAUCCUCACGGUGACGAGAAGGACACAAUGACGGAGCAGGAGCGCAAGCGACUUCGCAACCGCCUCUCCCAGCAGGCCUUCCGGCGCAGACAGCAAGAGCGCAUCCGAGAACUCAGCAACAGGGUCAACACAGACCAGAAACCCGAAGAUGAGCGAGUUGCAGCUCUUCAGCAGGAGAACCGCCAGCUCCGGGCGCAAUUGGUCGAGGUCCAGACAAGACUGUCUCGGCUCAUGGCCAACUUGCAAGGGUUGAAUGACACUGUGUCCAAGACGCUCAAUGACACAGCUGCAGGUGGCGGCAAGCAACACGAGUGUCCGAGUGAGAUUGAAGAAAGUCGCUUGCAUCAAUCGCAGAAUGCCGAUGCGCCUGCGCUACGGCCGAUUGACAUGACGUCCUUUGACACCACACUGUUUGACUUUGAUGCUCACCUAGGACAUCAACCUGCAGCAGGACAGCUAGACGAUACCGGGGCGCUGCCCGAACUGAUAAACGCCGCCGGCAUCAGCCCUCUUUACAACCAGAUCCCGAACAUCUGGAGCUUCGAGUACCAAACCGGCGUGGAGCCAUACCAGGCCGCCAUGGCAGCAACCCAAGAGUCAAGCUUGGUCCUCAGGAAGAAUUGGACGCUAUCGAAUUCGCCAUUCUCGGACCAUAUCCAGCUCCUCCAACGUCUUCUAAAGAGCAAGCUGGCCGCUUCCGGAUUCUCUCCCGAGGGCCAGCCCUCAAUGCAAGGCAUUUACCAACCAGUCCUCAUGGUCCUAUCAAUGUUCAACAGCAUGACUCGCCCCGACGUGAUGGCCUGGUACGCCAAAACACGCUUCUUCCACAUCAUCGAGCUCACCGCCUGGCAACUCUACCCCUCCGCCGCCACCUUCGACAAGCUUCACCAGCGCUACCGGCCAACAGAGGCGCAGAUGAAGCACCCGCACCCCCGCGUCAUCGACUGGAUCCCCUUCCCCUCCAUCCGCGACCGCCUCAUCCAGCUGCACGCCGCCAACCCCCACAUCGACCAGAUCUUCUGCGACGCCGUCACCGGCUACGUCGUCGAGACCACCAUGUCCGACCUCGUCCGCGGCGCGCCCGACGUCACCGUCUACAUCCGCGUCACCGAUCUCAUCACGGCCAUGUCCACCACCGACGACGAGGAUGCGGACGCGGCGACGACGGCAGUUACGCUCCCGGCGCCGGACGUGACGGCCCUCUUCUCGUCACCGGCGUACGCCCGCGCCGCGUUCAAGCAGCUCAACAUGGACAAGGGCGCGUCGUAUUACAAGAUCGACCCGGCAUUCUACGCGAAAUACCCCGAGCUCUUCGACCACGCCAACGACCUCACCGCAACCGGCGUCCCCCUGCGCCCGAGAUCCCAAAAGGUCCUCACGUACCCGCGGCCCCUCGACGCCUCAACCGUGGAGACGUACCGCAGUUUCAUCGACUUCUCGCUGGACGCGUCGCAGACGAUAUCCUCCUUCCUCGACGACUACUCCGAAGGCGCGCACCCAGCCCUCCUCAAAGCCAUCAUCGCCACAAACACAACCCAAGAAACCGGCUACGGCGGCGACACCUGCUGCGAAGUCGCCCGCGGCCACAUCAGGCGGCACCUCGGCCGCGCGGACGUGGGCAUCUUCUUCGUCCCCAGCGGCACCUCCGCCAACGCCAUCUCCAUCGCCGCGUGCCUGCGCCCGCACGAGGCCGUCAUCGCCGCGUCCUCAGGCCACAUCGUCACGCGCGAGACGGGCGCCGUCGAGGCGUCCGGGCACAAGAUCAUCAACGUCCCGCCGCUCGACGGCGGCAAGCUCACGCCCGCGUCGAUCCAGCGCGCCGUCGACGACAACUGGCACUUCCCGCACAUGGCGAAGCCGCGGCUGGUGUACAUCUCCAACGCGACCGAGAUCGGGACGGUCUACUCGAAAGCGGAGCUCGCGGCGAUCAAGCAAAUAUGCGAGGCGAACGGGCUGCUCCUCUUCCUCGACGGCGCGCGCAUCGGCACCGCGCUGGCUAGCGCCGCCAACGACAUGACGCUCCGCGACAUCCUCGACCUCACGGACAUCUUCUGGAUCGGCGGCACGAAAAACGGCGCCCUCCUCGGCGAGGCCGUGGUCGUCAAGGACGCAAGGUUAGCCUCCGAGUUCGAGUUCUACGUCAAGCAGCACGGCUCGCUGCUCGCCAAGAGCCGCGUCAUGGGCGCGCAGUUCGCGGAGCUGUUCCGCGAGGAGCUGUACUUCGACCUCGCGCGGCAGGCGAACCGCUGCGCGGCGGCGCUGUCGGCGGGGAUUGCGGCGGCGGGGUUCGGCGUGUACGCGGUCACGGAGACGAACCAGGUAUUUGCGGUGCUGCCGGUGGGCUUGAUUGCGGCGCUGCAGGAGCGGUUUGUGUUUUAUGUUUGGGAGAAGAGGGGUGAUGGGGAGGCGGUUGUGAGGUUGCUUACGACGUGGGCGACGGAGGUUGGGGAGGUUGAGAGGUUUGUGGGCGUGGUUCAGGGGUGGGGGAAGUGA